Cyclopterus lumpus (lumpfish) is the source of this 1652-nucleotide messenger RNA. RefSeq names its product guanine nucleotide binding protein (G protein) alpha 12a (gene gna12a). Gene Ontology annotation, cellular component: heterotrimeric G-protein complex; brush border membrane. The transcript has 6 exons. Gene Ontology annotation, molecular function: GTPase activity; G-protein beta/gamma-subunit complex binding; D5 dopamine receptor binding. Lineage: Eukaryota; Metazoa; Chordata; Actinopteri; Perciformes; Cyclopteridae. Gene Ontology annotation, biological process: Rho protein signal transduction; adenylate cyclase-modulating G protein-coupled receptor signaling pathway. The record is from RefSeq and is a predicted model, not a curated record. Bases 495 to 1652 code for a protein of 385 amino acids.
GCGUGGAGGCUGUGCUCGGUGCGUGCGCGUCUUCCGACUAUUGUUACGCGUCGGAAUCGUCGGACCGACUCCCGAUUCAACUUUAAACGAUACGUCGUCUUCUUUUGUUCUUUCAGGCCAGCACGUGGACUCAAAACAUUUCAACUUUUUAUUUAUUUUUUAAAUGUCUUCAACAUUUUGAUUUCCUUCCCUGUGCAGAUAGUUUUUGUUGUUGUUGAUGGCGCGGUCUAACCAAGAUGGACACGAGCUGUCUGCUGGUUAGAGCCUAGAUAACGGCUUCGCCCUUUAAUUCUAAAUGUAGGAUUUAUUUAAUUAUCCGCUGCGGACGUUUUUAUUGAUCAACUGGAUGUAACCGCACUGGGUCGUUCCCACCCCACGAGGGUCACAUCCUAUAAUGAACAUUUUCCCACGGAAGUUUCGGUGAACUACUUUUUUUUUUUUUUCUUCUUCUUCUUCUUUUCUUUUUUUUUUUUCUCCUGUUCCCACGACUCGCCAUGUCGGGAGUUGUCCGCACCCUGAGCCGCUGCCUGCUCCCGUCCGAGGCCAGCCGGGACCCGGGCAGCAGCAAGGAAGGCAGCCGGGAGAGGGACGCGGCGCAGGAGCGCGAGGCGCGGCGCCGGAGCCGGGAGAUAGACGCGAUGCUCGCCCGCGAGAGGAGAGCCGUGCGCCGCCUGGUGAAGAUCCUCCUGCUCGGGGCCGGAGAGAGCGGAAAGUCCACAUUCCUCAAACAGAUGCGCAUCAUUAACGGGCAGGAGUUUGAUAAGAAAGCGCUUCUGGACUUCCGGGACACGAUCUAUGAGAAUAUACUGAAGGGCGUGCGUGUGCUGGUGGACGCCCGGGACAAGCUGGGCAUCAGCUGGCAGAGCUGCGAGAACGAGAAGCAGGGCAUGCUGGUGAUGUCCUGGGAGGGGCGCGUGGGCGGCUCGGGGGUGGAGCCGGGCGACUUCCAGCUGUACGUGAUGGCGCUGAGCGCGCUGUGGGCGGACGCCGGCAUCCAGGAGGCCUACGCGCGGCGCUCCGAGUUCCAGCUGAGCGAGUCGGUCAAAUACUUCCUGGAUAACUUGGACCGUAUCGGCCAACCGAACUUCAUCCCGAGCAAGCAGGACAUCCUGUUCGCCAGGAAGGCGACGAAAGGCAUCGUCGAGCACGACUUCGUCAUCAAGAAGAUCCCGUUCAAGAUGGUGGACGUGGGGGGCCAGCGGUCCCAGAGGCAGAAGUGGUUCCAGUGUUUCGACGGCAUCACGUCGAUACUCUUCAUGGUUUCGUCGUCGGAGUACGAUCAGGUCUUGAUGGAGGACCGGAGGACAAACCGUUUGGUGGAGAGCAUGAACAUCUUCGAGACGAUCGUCAACAACAAGCUCUUCCUCAACGUGUCCAUCAUCCUCUUCCUCAACAAAACCGACCUGCUGGUGGAGAAGAUCCGCACGGUGGACAUCCGCAAGAACUUCCCAGAGUUCAGAGGAGACCCCCGCAGGCUAGAGGACGUACAGGCCUUCCUGGUGCAGUCGUUCAGCCGCAAGAGGAGGAACCGGGGGAAGCCGCUCUUCCACCACUUCACCACGGCGGUGGACACGGAGAACAUCCGCUUCGUCUUUCACGCCGUCAAGGACACCAUCCUGCAGGAAAACCUCAAGGAUAUUAUGCUGCAGUGA